Messenger RNA from Juglans regia (Persian walnut), 1860 nucleotides. Its product is annotated as auxin transporter-like protein 3. Gene Ontology annotation, cellular component: plasma membrane. The transcript is spliced from 8 exons. The coding region runs from base 164 to 1561 and encodes 465 amino acids. The record is from RefSeq and is a predicted model, not a curated record. Lineage: Eukaryota; Viridiplantae; Streptophyta; Magnoliopsida; Fagales; Juglandaceae.
UAAUUAUUGUUUGUAAAAGUUUUUUGAGUUUUUUACAGGGGAAAGAGAAGCAGCAUAAGAAGUGGCAGCAGGAGCAAAGUGAAAAAGAACUUUCUCUAUCUCUAUUUAUAGGGAGCUAAAUUAGUCCAUUGCUUCCCUAACAUCACAAACAAAGUCUAUAACAAUGGCUUCUGAGAAGGUUGAGACUGUUAUAGCUGGAAACUAUGUCGAAAUGGAGAGGGAAGAAGACGAUCCCAAGUUGGGUAAGAGCAAAUUCUCACGGAUGUUUUGGCAUGGUGGCUCCGUCUAUGAUGCGUGGUUUAGUUGUGCUUCAAACCAGGUUGCACAAGUGCUCCUCACACUACCUUACUCAUUUUCACAACUGGGAAUGGUAUCUGGAAUCAUUUUUCAGCUUUUCUAUGGGUUGAUGGGAAGCUGGACUGCCUACCUUAUCAGUGUACUUUAUGUUGAGUACAGAACUAGAAAGGAAAGAGAAAAGGUUGAUUUCAGGAAUCAUGUUAUUCAGUGGUUUGAAGUUCUUGAUGGGCUGUUGGGGAAACACUGGAGGAAUCUAGGCCUCUUUUUCAACUGCACUUUUCUUCUAUUUGGAUCUGUAAUUCAACUAAUUGCAUGUGCAAGUAAUAUAUACUACAUAAACGACAAUCUUGACAAGAGAACUUGGACUUAUAUCUUUGGCGCAUGUUGUGCAACAACUGUCUUCAUCCCAUCAUUCCAUAAUUACAGAAUUUGGUCAUUCUUGGGUCUUAUCAUGACCACUUACACUGCAUGGUAUCUCACCAUUGCUUCCCUUAUCCAUGGGCAGGUAGAGGGAGUGAAGCACUCAGGUCCAACAACAAUGGUUCUCUACUUCACCGGGGCAACCAACAUUCUCUACACCUUUGGCGGACAUGCUGUUACAGUGGAGAUUAUGCACGCAAUGUGGAAGCCGCAGAAAUUCAAGCUAAUAUACUUGAUAGCAACACUCUAUGUGCUCACCCUAACUUUACCAUCAGCUUCUGCUGUUUAUUGGGCUUUUGGAGACACGCUUCUCACCCAUGCCAAUGCUCUCUCUUUGCUACCAAGGACUGGAUUUAGAGACGCUGCUGUCGUCCUUAUGCUUAUUCACCAGUUUAUUACGUUUGGAUUUGCUUGCACCCCACUGUACUUUGUGUGGGAGAAAUUCAUUGGGGUGCAUGACACAAAGAGUGUGUUCAAGAGAGCUCUAACUAGGCUUCCAGUGGUGAUCCCAAUAUGGUUCCUUGCAAUCAUUUUCCCAUUCUUUGGCCCCAUUAACUCAACUGUUGGAUCUCUUCUGGUCAGCUUCACCGUUUACAUAAUUCCAGCCCUAGCACACAUGGUGACCUUUGCUUCUGCAGCAGCUAGAGAGAAUGCAGUAGAGAGACCACCAUCAUUGGUAGGAGGUUGGGCUGGAUUAUACAGCAUGAACUCCUUUGUUGUGGUGUGGGUAUUGAUUGUAGGGUUUGGAUUUGGAGGAUGGGCAAGCAUGCUCAAUUUCGUACGCCAAGUUGAUACAUUUGGUCUAUUCACAAAGUGCUAUCAGUGUCCCCCACACAAGGCUUGAUGAGUACCAGAUCAAUCACCUACUUUUUUUUCUAAAAAAAAAAAAAAAAAUUACAUAUAUGUAAGCGUGUAAAGAGAUUGGCAUUUGAAGUUUUCUUUUUUUUCCUCUCUUUUUCUCUGUGUCCUUGUAGAAGCUGGUAUGUUGAUGAUUUUCAGAAAAGGUGUGAAGGCCAUCAUGCAUCAUGGCCACCCUUAUACGUACGGACCUACAAUUGUAACUUUGUGUGCCGAUCGAUUAAUCUUGAUCUUGUUCUAUUUUUCUAAAUGCAACUCCCUAGCUUGGUUCUUUUAUGGGAUUGA